Phytophthora nicotianae INRA-310 is the source of this 615-nucleotide messenger RNA. RefSeq lists its product as hypothetical. The record is from RefSeq and is a predicted model, not a curated record. The transcript has a single exon. The coding region runs from base 1 to 615 and encodes 204 amino acids. NCBI's taxonomy places the organism in Eukaryota, Oomycota, Peronosporomycetes, Peronosporales, Peronosporaceae.
AUGGCCAGCAUUCGCACCUCAUCUAACCUCGUGGAGUCUACGAUAGCUGACCUUGUCGAAGUUGCUCCCGUCCUCUGCUUCCUGAUGGUCAACUUUCAGCCGUCUACCGAUACCCUUGAUGUGGCAACUCUGCUUCAGCAUCACGAACUCACACUUGACCGUCUCUUUGCUAGAAAUGGACAACGAGCGACCAUAGUUAUCCCGCGUAUUCUGCACGGAAUAGUUCCAGCCCGGCAGCAACCGGAAGCCACGACAGCAUCUCGAUGGAUUAACAGCACUUCUGGGAAGGAAAGUCUGGUUUCAGUGCGUCACGCCGUCGAUUAUGUCUACUACAUUGACGGAGGUAGCCGGAUCCCAAGCAGUCAACAAAACAAUAUUGGAACGCGCCUAGACAACGACCCAACCCAGGCGCCCCUUCCUAUGACGCGAGAUGAUGUUGAUGAUUCGGCGGAAAACGACGACCUCGAUGCCAUCCUACAAGCUAUCCAGUCCAGUAAUAGUAGCCGACCAGCUGCACCUGGGCCACGAUCGAUCGCUAUUGACGAUUCGGUUCCAAACGCCCAGCAAGAGACGAUCAAUCAGGAAGUUGAACCAGCUUCCCACUCAAAGUUCUAG